UCACUUUGCACCGCCGUAUAAAGCAAACCGCGGCAUUGGUCAGCAAGAGGUCAACUUCUUCAUCUACUCCAUCUCACGCGCCCACCCCAACAAACAGUAAUGGGAGCACAGGCGCACUCAUCAAUCCUGAGCAGGCAGCUCAACGUUUUCUCCAUCCCACCCGAGCUCCUCGCGUCGCUCACGGUUCGUUCGAUCCAGGCCCAAGCGCCCGAGCCAGUCACAGGCGAUGCAGUGAGCAAUAAGGAGACCAAGCAGCCCUCGGCCGUACCUGCGGCGGCUGCGCCCUCGGGCGUCGGAUUCGGUUGCCAGGCAUGCCCUGGCGCGUCGUUCGAGACCCCCGAAGACCAGCGAGAACACUUCAAGUCCGACUGGCACCGGUACAAUGUCAAGGCCAAGCUGCAGGGCAAGGCGGUGGCUGCCGAGGUGUGGGACGAGAUGGCUGAGGGUGUUUCGAGCAUCUCGGGGUCCGCUUCGUCAUCGUCAUCUGGCUCGUCGCAGUCGCUCACUACGCGGCUGCUGAACAAGGCCAAGAUCACGGACAACAACAAGGAGGACGACGAUGUCGACUCGGACGAGGAGGCAGAGCUUGCGGAUCGUAGGCGGCGAGCCCAGCUGCGUACCGCCGUCAUUUGGUUCACGCCAACCAACCCCCCAGCAUCGCUCGGCAUUCCCGCCGACACCCAGCUCGGUGUUGUCCGCGCGCUUCUCCCAUCAUUCGACACGGCUGGAGACUACCUGUCCGAGCUGAAGAGGUUGCAGCUGUCCCCACCCGUUGAGGGCGAGGAGGAGCGCCGUAUCACCCUGCUUAUGGUCGCUGGUGGCCACUUUGCCGGCAUGGUCGUUGGGCUGCGCCCCCGCGGCCCUCGUGACAAGCAGGACGUCAAGGGUGCAGGAGAGCUGCGCAUCUACAAGCACAAGACUUUCCACCGCUACACUACCCGUAAGAAGCAGGGUGGCUCGCAGGGCCUCAACGACAACGCAAAGUCCAAGGCCGUGUCCGCCGGUGCCAUGCUCCGUCGAUACGGUGAACAAGCUUUGCAGGAGGAGAUCAGGGCCCUCUUGACCGAAUGGCAGGAGGACCUCGAGCUCUCUGAGCGCAUCUUCAUCCGCGCGAGCACACACGGCAAGAAGAGCUUCUGGGGGUACGACGGUGCCGUGUUGAGCAAGAACGACGAGAGGAUACGCUCCUUCCCCUUCCCCACCCGUCGACCCACACAACAGGAGCUCAUCCGUGUGUGGCACGAGCUGGUGCGGGUCAAGGUGUCGCACUUGUCCCAGGAAGCACUGCAGGCGCAGGACGACGCGUACAUCGCGUCUCUGCAGCCCAAGAAGCAGGCCACGGCAAAGCCUGUGACUGCUCCAGAAAAGGUGGCGGUGCCUGCCGCCCCGAAGCUCUCAGCCGAGGAGCAGGCCCUCCUCGACCGCCAAGAGCGCCUUGUCGACAUGAUCAAGAAGGGCCGCCUCGACGCACUCAAGUCGUUUGUCUCGCGGUAUCCUACCGAGGUCAAGCCCGAGGCGCUGGCUACCGCCGUGACCGCAGGGCAGGAGGACGUGGUGCGAUACCUCCUUACGGAGGCGCGCAUCGACCCAACUGUCGCACUCGACGGCUCGAAGCGGGCAUACGAUUACGCCACGACCAAGAACGUCCGCAACAUCUUCCGCCGCGUCGCGCACGACCAUCCCGAAUGGUACGACUGGCAGGCGGCGCAUGUGCCCUCUGGCUUGAGCGAGGAGGCCGAGGCCGAGCAGGGCGCCAAGAAGGCGGAGCGGCGGCGCGGCCUGCGCGACAAGAUGCGCGAGCGCGAGAAGGCACGCGCCGAGGAGGCCGCUGCGGCGCCUGAACCAGCACCAGCACCGGCGCCGUCGUCAGCGUUCGCGUCCCUCGGUGUGCCGACCGGCCCGCAGAAGCUCGGUGGGCGUACCGGUGCUGAAGGUUCCCUUGCGGGACUCAGCCCCGAGAUGCGCAUGCAGAUUGAGCGCGAGCGGCGCGCACGAGCGGCCGAGGCGCGGUUUGGCGGUGCGAAGUAAGGUGAUAAUAAUUAGAUGUAGAUCUCACUGUA
Messenger RNA from Vanrija pseudolonga, 2060 nucleotides. Its product is annotated as VMS1. Bases 100 to 2028 code for a protein of 642 amino acids. Lineage: Eukaryota; Fungi; Basidiomycota; Tremellomycetes; Trichosporonales; Trichosporonaceae. The record is from RefSeq and is a predicted model, not a curated record. The transcript is spliced from 3 exons.